AUGCGUGGUGACAGCAACGCUGGAACUACGCUGCCCUCAUCGGACUUGCCUCGCCAGUCAGAUUAUCUCUCACCACCUGCGUCUCGAAAUGGGUCAUGUGAUACUGCUGGAGUGCCAGCUCAUUCACGUAUGAAUAGUGAUUCGUCAGACGUCCCCAGCGGCAGGUCCGCUAUUCUCGAUGGCGACGUUGCGUCGGCCCUGAGCAUGGAAGUUCUUCGUGGUUCCUCUUCUUCGGCCUUGGCGACUGCGGUUGGCGAUAUGGCUGCGCAGGAGGAUCGGCGGUUGCACAAUGUGGGGGUUGCGGCUUUGGCAGCUGUAGCCCAGUAUCCCCAUGCCGUCAACGAGGAGAGCGGUUCUUUUAUUGUUAAUCAGGUUGUGAAUGCUGUUACCGGCGGUGCCUCGUCGUUCCCCCGAUCUGGAGCCGGGAUCAUGGAAGUGGAAGGAAAUACCUCGGAUCCUUCGGCCAACGUGUUGUACUCGACGCAUUCUGGAGCAGACAGCUUCCCAUCAGAAUCGGAGGAUUCGUCGUCGGGUUCGGAGACGAGUGAGAGUGAUGUGGAUAUGGAGAGCAUCGUACAUGACUUGAUUGACCGAACCGCGACAUGGCAGAACAUCGCGACGAUAGCGGCACAGACUGACCAGUUGCGGAAGGAGAUGGUCAUGGACUAUGACUCUGUUCUGGAGGAGGACCAGCCAUCGCCAUCGACCGUUCCGGAUGAUGAUCUAGAUGACUUGCUCCGUUUCUACCCCGACGAGGAAGAAUACUACCGCAAGUAUAUUGCCGGGCACUCGCCGCGCGAGACUGCAAUGCACGAUGUGAAUCUGGAUGAGUUUUACCAGACUAUCAGUUACGAACCGACGAAUCCCACUCCACCGCAAGUUCCUGCGGUAGCACCUGAGUUUCCCCCUGCAGGUCCACUUCCUGUCGAGCCUCUACCAGAAGAGGACGCUGAAUGGCAUCCUGCGUCUAUCAUUCACACAACAACAUAUGAACGAAAUUUGACCAUCGAUGAGUUCAUUCAACGCUGGAUGGUCCACUCCAAUAUCAUCCCCAAUGGUUUCCAUUCCGAGAACCGAGUUCCUCCCCAGCUGCGUCCUCUAUCCAAAAUGAUGGGCUGGCAACAGCCACUAGAAAUCCACCGCCCACGAGGGUUCAAGGGCCGUUUCUACGAUCUACAGCAGAUGCCUUGGGCAGAAACACUCAAGGUGAAACGGUCUGAUGCUCGCGCACUCCGCGAUGCAUGGUACACUUCCUACCACAACCUCGAUUAUUCGCACAAUAUUUUCGCCGAACGGCUUCCCCAGGACGAAAACUUCUUCCAAGAAAAGUCUAUGCAUACAGAGUACAAGGCGACCGUGGAGCACUUCCAGCUACGCAAUCUGAUGUCUGUGCCCGGAUACAACACUGUCCACUUUGCUAGCCGGUCUAAAGUCUACUCGUGGACGCCAGACUUUGACGAUAUCCGCUGUCUUAUCGAUCUUACCCGCCCAGCACCAGAGUCUGGAUUCCUCAGUCCAGUCAAGAUUUCCAGUAUGAAAUCAGCAUACGGUCUUACCGUCGCAGGCGGGUUCUGCGGUGAGUACGCACUACGUGGGACCAGCGGUGAAGGCUGUGGUGCAAAAGGGCUCGUCACCCCCGAUUUCAACGACGGCAUCACCAACCACGUCGAUAUUAUCCGUAAUCGAUCCGGCGACUCACCCAUCUGCGUCUUCGCCUCGAAUGACCGACACCUUCGCGUCCUAGAUUGCGAGGCGAACAUCUUCCUGUCCGACCAAGAACUCUCCCGCCCAAUAAACUGCACCGCGACAUCACCAGAUAGCCGACUCCGCGUCGUCAUUGGCGAUUCCCCAGACGCAUGGGUCAUCGAAGCCGACACCGGUCGUCCCGUGCACCCCCUCCGUGGCCACCGUGAUUUCGGCUUCGCCUGUGCCUGGUCCCCAGACAUGCGACACAUCGCAACCAGCAACCAAGACAAAACGGUCAUCAUCUGGGACGCACGUACCUGGCGACCCCUAGAAACCAUCGACUCGGACGUCGCAGGCUACCGCUCCCUGCGCUUCUCCCCCGUCGGCGGCGGACCCCGCACCCUCCUCUGCGCCGAACCCGCAGACCGAAUCUCCAUCAUUGACGCGCAGAUGUAUCAGUCGAGGCAGGUACACGAUUUCUUCGGCGAAAUCGGAGGUGCCGACUACGCGCCUGACGGUGGCUCGAUUUGGGUUGCCAAUACGGACCCACAUUUUGGCGGGUUUAUGCGGUAUGAGCGUCGGAAUUGGGGGCAGGCGUUUGGAUUGGCGGAUCUGCCGAAUGAGUGGUUGGGUGAGGGGGAGUUGGAAGGGGAUGAGAGGUGUCUUGUUGGUCGGAGGCAGAGGGAGUUGAGGUUUUUGAGGACGUUGGAUGAGGCGGAGUAUGAGAUGUUUAUGUUGUAA
This is a messenger RNA of Penicillium cataractarum, 2427 nucleotides long. RefSeq names its product WD40 repeat domain-containing protein. The record is from RefSeq and is a predicted model, not a curated record. Lineage: Eukaryota; Fungi; Ascomycota; Eurotiomycetes; Eurotiales; Aspergillaceae. Gene Ontology annotation, molecular function: protein binding. Bases 1 to 2427 code for a protein of 808 amino acids. The transcript has 2 exons.